GUUUCUCUUGAAGUGAAUGACUAAAUGAAGCGCGUGGCGGUUGCUCUGAUAGCCAGAAAGUUUCGAGCCAAUGGUCUGAGGUUACCGCAGUUGCGUUCUCUUUCAACUUUUCGACCAGAUCUCGACUUCGAUUUCCUCCUUGACGAUGCCAAUCAAGAGGCUAUCAAGAAAAAUAUCGCCGAAAGAAAAGGCGUUGGGGACAUCGAUCUUGUACGAAGCAAAUGGACUGAGUUGCGGAAACUCAUUGACGCGCAGGACAAGCCGUCUCUUAGUGAAGAUACUCUAAAGAACAAGCCUUCUCUCAGUGAAGAUGCGCUAAAGAAAAUGUGGGAUGAUUUUUAUGAAGAAGCACUGAAAAUCCCUAAUAUGUCCAGUAAAGAGUCACCGAAAGGUCCAGAGGAGAAUGCUAAGGUCAUGCAAGCUUGGGGUGAGAAGCGUGAGGGAGAUUUCUUGACGGCAGAGAAACUAGUUCAGUCUUGGAGGUCCCUACUAUAUCCCGUAGAUGCAUGUGGCGAGAGAAGCUACGCAUUUGUCGGUGCUUUGGCAAAUCUCGAGAAGGUUGUUCUCGAUUACGUCUUCGACCGCGUCUGCGUUUUGGGUUUCAAACCCGUGUCGGUGCCGGAUCUCAUUUCGAAAGAAGUGACAGAAGCCUGUGGAGUUUCACAGAGGACACAAAAGGACAUACAGUAUUCCUUACAAGAUGAGCCUGACGUUGCUCUCUCAGGAACUGCAGAGAUGGGCAUAUCAGCUCUUCUACGGAACAAGACUUUUGCAGAAGAGCAGCUCCCGUUGAGGCUUGUGGCUCUAAGCAGAUGCUUCCGUCCUGAAGUGAGCAAUUCUGCUAGUGAAGCAAAGCUCUAUCGGGUCCAUGAAUUCACGAAGGUUGAAAUGUAUGUGAUGUGUACUCCAGAACAAAGUGAAUCAGAAUUGAAAUAUCUUGUAGAAAUCCAGAAAGGAACAUUUGAAUCUUUUGGUCUUCACUGCAGGCAAAUGGAGAUGCCAACAGAAGAACUGGGGGCGCCAGCAGCUCGUAAGAUUGACAUAGAGGCAUGGAUGCCAGGGCGGAAGAUUUACGGCGAAGUCUCAUCCGCUAGUAAUUGUACAGAUUACCAAGCAAGGAGGCUUGGAAUAAAAUACAAGACGAAUGACGGUGAAACAAAAUUUGUACACACUUGUAAUGGAACUGCCGUAGCGUCUACGCGAACGCUGAUAAGUAUUCUUGAGACGUUUCAGACGGAACGGAAGGGUCUUGAGGAGCUACCAGAAGUGAUAAGUAAGCGUCUGAAAACCCAGCGACCACCACCACUUAAAUUUCAACAAGCAAAACCCUUAUCUUAGAAGUAUAAUAAAUCGUAGUUUUAUUGAAAAAAAAA
Cylicocyclus nassatus is the source of this 1373-nucleotide messenger RNA. The record is from the annotation of a GenBank genome assembly. Lineage: Eukaryota; Metazoa; Nematoda; Chromadorea; Rhabditida; Strongylidae.